Messenger RNA from Pongo pygmaeus (Bornean orangutan), 4200 nucleotides. RefSeq names its product TELO2 interacting protein 1 (gene TTI1). The transcript has 8 exons. Lineage: Eukaryota; Metazoa; Chordata; Mammalia; Primates; Hominidae. The coding region runs from base 357 to 3623 and encodes 1088 amino acids. Gene Ontology annotation, cellular component: cytoplasm. The record is from RefSeq and is a predicted model, not a curated record.
AAAGGGCAAGGGCCGGAGCAGAGGGGCACCGGGAGGCGUCGGAGCUCUAGAAAACCGUCCCUUUGGAGGCGGCGGCCGCUCUGAACCUCGCGCAGAGCACUUCGAAGGAGACAGAGCGAGGAAAGGAAAGUAGUUGCCCAGGCCCCCGGAAAGCGCUUUAACCGCUCGAGCCUGCACACCGGCGCAGUGGAUCUCGCCGGAACCCUUUUUCCCGCUCCCUCGGAACCUUUCUGGCGCGAUACGGCGCGCUACUUAGCGCGUCACUUCCGGCGAGGCAGAGGAGGCGGGAGAGUGAGAGAAAGGCUGGAAGACGAGCCUGCAGGAUGUUUCCUCAGUGAGGGGAAGGCUGCUGCACAAUGGCAGUUUUUGAUACUCCUGAGGAGGCCUUUGGUGUCUUACGUCCAGUCUGUGUUCAGCUCACAAAGACCCAGACAGUGGAGAAUGUGGAGCAUCUGCAGACACGACUACAAGCUGUGAGUGACAGUGCCCUUCAGGAACUUCAGCAGUACAUCCUCUUCCCUCUGCGAUUUACCCUGAAGACCCCAGGUCCCAAAAGAGAGCGUUUAAUCCAGAGUGUGGUGGAAUGCCUCACAUUUGUCCUUUCUUCAACAUGUGUGAAAGAACAAGAGCUUCUCCAGGAACUCUUUUCAGAACUCUCUGCUUGUCUGUAUUCACCCAGCUCCCAAAAACCUGCAGCUGUGUCCGAGGAGUUGAAAUUGGCUGUGAUCCAGGGACUUAGCACAUUAAUGCACUCAGCUUAUGGGGACAUCAUUCUGACUUUUUAUGAGCCCUCCAUUCUGCCACGUUUAGGAUUUGCUGUAUCUUUACUGUUAGGCCUUGCAGAACAGGAGAAGUCAAAGCAAAUUAAAAUUGCUGCCUUAAAAUGUUUACAGGUUCUACUCUUGCAGUGUGAUUGUCAGGACCAUCCAAGGUCGUUGGAUGAACUUGAACAAAAGCAGCUGGGGGAUUUGUUUGCCUCUUUUUUACCUGGAAUCUCAACUGCACUGACCAGGGUUAUCACGGGAGACUUUAAACAAGGUCACAGCAUUGUCGUAUCUUCCCUAAAGAUCUUUUGCAAGACAGUGAGCUUCAUUAUGGCUGAUGAACAGCUCAAAAGAAUCUCAAAGGUCCAAGCAAAACCUGCAGUUGAGCACAGAGUAGCGGAGCUGAUGAUUUACCGGGAAGCAGAUUGGGUAAAAAACACUGGUGACAAGUUGACUAUCCUUAUUAAAAAGAUAAUUGAGUGUGUUUCUGUUCACCCACACUGGAAGGUGAGGCUGGAACUGGUAGAACUUGUGGAGGACCUUCUUUUGAAGUGUAGUCAAUCAUUGGUCGAAUGUGCUGGUCCCCUUCUGAAGGCCUUAGUGGGACUAGUAAAUGAUGAGAGUCCUGAAGUCCAAGCCCAGUGCAAUAAAGUUCUGAGACAUUUUGCAGAUCAAAAAGUAGUGGUGGGCAACAAAGCCCUCACUGACAUCUUGUCAGAAAGCCUGCAUUCCCUUGCCACAUCUCUUCCUCGCCUAAUGAACUCCCAAGAUGACCAGGGCAAAUUCUCUACUCUUUCCUUGUUACUUGGUUAUCUGAAACUUUUGGGCCCAAAAAUAAACUUUGUCCUCAACUCUGUGGCCCAUCUCCAGCGCCUUUCCAAAGCACUCAUCCAAGUUCUAGAGCUAGACGUGGCUGACAUCAAGAUUGUUGAGGAACGGCGUUGGAACUCUGAUGAUCUGAAUGCUUCUCCAAAGACCUCAGCCACACAGCCUUGGAACCACAUCCAGAGGAGAUAUUUCCGCUUCUUCACUGAUGAGAGAAUCUUCAUGCUCUUGAGGCAGGUUUGUCAGCUACUUGGUUAUUAUGGGAAUCUUUAUUUGCUUGUGGAUCACUUUAUGGAACUUUACCAUCAAUCUGUGGUUUACCGGAAGCAAGCUGCCAUGAUCCUUAAUGAACUGGUUACAGGGGCUGCUGGGCUGGAGGUCGAGGAUCUUUACGAAAAACGUAUUAAAACAAACCCAGAGGAACUGAGAGAGAUUGUGACAUCUAUACUUGAAGAAUACACAAGUCAAGAAAAUUGGUAUUUGGUUACCUGUCUUGAAACUGAGGAAAUGGGAGAGGAGCUGAUGAUGGAGUACCCAGGCCUCCAGGCCAUCACGUCUGGUGAACACACCUGCCAAGUUACAUCUUUUCUAGCCUUCUCAAAGCCAAGUCCCACUAUUUGCUCCAUGAACAGUAACAUCUGGCAAAUAUGUAUUCAGUUGGAAGGAAUUGGCCAGUUUGCUUAUGCACUAGGAAAAGACUUCUGUUUGCUCUUGAUGUCAGCCCUUUAUCCAGUACUGGAGAAGGCUGGAGACCAAACCCUACUCAUUAGUCAGGUGGCUACCAGCACCAUGAUGGACAUUUGCCGUGCUUGUGGCUACGACUCCCUGCAGCACCUGAUCAAUCAAAAUUCAGACUAUUUAGUGAAUGGGAUCUCUUUAAAUCUGCGUCAUCUGGCUCUGCACCCUCAUACCCCAAAGGUCCUGGAGGUCAUGCUGCGGAACUCAGAUGCUAACCUGCUUCCUUUGGUGGCAGAUGUGAUUCAAGAUGUCUUGGCCACCCUGGACCAAUUUUACGAUAAGAGAGCUGCUUCCUUUGUCAGUGUUCUGCAUGCUCUGAUGGCAGCAUUAGCCCAGUGGUUCCCAGACACAGGUAAUCUCGGGCACCUCCAAGAGCAAAGUUUAGGAGAAGAGGGAAGUCAUUUGAACCAAAGACCAGCAACUCUUAAGAGCAGCACCACAGCUGAAGACAUCGAACAGUUUUUGCUGAACUACCUCAAAGAAAAGGAUGUGGCAGAUGGAAAUGUCUCGGAUUUUGAUAAUGAAGAAGAGGAACAGUCAGUCCCUCCCAAAGUGGACGAGAAUGACACCCAUCCAGAUGUGGAGACACCACUGCCGUUGCAGAUCCAAAUAGCCAUGGACGUGAUGGAACGCUGCAUCCACUUGUUGUCAGAUAAAAAUCUGCAAAUCCGCCUGAAGGUCUUGGAUGUGCUGGAUCUGUGUGUGGUUGUUCUUCAGUCCCACAAAAACCAGCUGCUUCCCUUGGCUCAUCGGGCCUGGCCCUCGCUCGUGCACCGACUCACACGGGACGCCCCCCUGGCAGUGCUUAGAGCCUUCAAGGUUUUACGUACCCUGGGAAGCAAGUGUGGUGACUUUCUACGCAGCCGGUUCUGCAAAGAUGUCCUGCCAAAGCUGGCUGGCUCCCUAGUCACCCAGGCCCCCAUCAGUGCCAGGGCUGGACCAGUUUACUCGCACACGCUGGCCUUCAAGUUGCAGCUGGCUGUCUUACAGGGCCUGGGCCCCCUCUGUGAGAGACUGGACCUAGGUGAGGGUGACCUGAAUAAAGUGGCUGAUGCCUGCUUGAUUUACCUCAGUGCCAAACAGCCCAUGAAAUUGCAAGAGGCUGCCAGGAGCGUCUUCCUCCACUUGAUGAAGGUGGACCCAGACUCCACCUGGUUCCUCCUGAACGAGCUUUACUGCCCCGUGCAGUUCACACCUCCCCACCCCAGCCUCCACCCCGUGCAGCUGCACGGGGCCAGCGGGCAGCAGAACCCCUACAUGACCAACGUGCUCCAGCUGCUCAAGGAGCUGCAGUGACCCUGCUCCCCCACCACAGAGGCCACCCAUCCCUCCCCUACUGCCAGCCAGAAGUUGGGCUGACCCCACCCCGGCCAUAGGCGGUGGCAGCAGCAGCAGAGAAGGUGAAUUAGUCAGCCAAUCUAUUUAUAAAUUGAUCGAUCACACAACUGCUUAGAAAUGGAUUGAAGGAAAGUAGCUGACUGUUAUUUAUAUUUCAUACCUUGUGUUUUCAAGUGACAUUGUCUGGUGGCUCUAAGGGUUUAACUCCUUAGCCUACCAUCUCUAUAGCCCCAGCUCCCUCACAGGCGCCACACACACACAGACACACACACGCGCGCACACACACACACACACACACACACACGUCAGUUAACUCCUUAGCCUACCAUCUCUAUAGCCCCAGCUCCCUCACAGGCGCCACACACACACACACGCACGCACACACACACACACACACACACACACACGUACGUCAGUUCCCCUCCAUCUGCAUACACCUCCCUCCCUUCAAAUAAUGAGAUGGAACUAAUUUGUUUUACCUAACCUGAUCUUUGUGAAACAAAUGGAAAUAAAGACCCUUCUUGGAUGAAAAGUA